CCUAGAAAGUUGGUGCAUAGCUUUGCAGUUUGUAUCAGUUUGUCUCUUGAUUUCAAGUACAAUUCACAAUGGAGCUACAUGGGCUUCUUUUGCUCUCCCUUCUCUUGUUUUCUUUUCAUAGCAUCCCUUGUUUCGGAAAUUCAGAAGAAGACGCUGGAUUAUAUAACAUAAUGGAACAUCCUAAAUAUUAUGGUGCUUUUGAUGGAGAGGAAAACGCAACAGAUCGAAAUCCUGAUGGGUUUAUCACGCAGAGUGUUGAUGAAGUUGAUGGUAUCGCUGCUUCGGAAGUCGUGAAUGUGGCUGAUUAUGGUGCUAAAGGCGACGGAAGUGAUGCUACAGAGGCCUUUAAAAAGGCUUGGUUGAAAGUAUGUUCAUCGCCCUCUUCAGCUACUCUCAUGGUACCUGCAAAGAAAAGCUACUACUUAAAGCCUACCACCUUUUCUGGUCCAUGCAAAUCAGAAGUCACAGUGAUGAUCAAGGGAAUGAUAAAGGCUCCCCCACAUAGAUCAGCAUGGGAUGGAACUAACAGGAGGCAUUGGAUCCUAUUUAAUGGAGUAAGCAAUCUUCAGGUUACCGGUGGAGGAAUCAUCAAUGGCAAUGGGCAGAUAUGGUGGAAGAAUUCCUGCAAAAUUAAUAAAUCUCUUCCUUGCAAGAAUGCUCCGACUGCGAUCACCUUUUACGGAUCAAAUAACUUGGUGGUUGAGAACCUGAAGGUGAAAAAUAGCCAGCAGAUCCAUGUACAGUUUGAAAAAUGUACGAAUGUUAGAGCAUCUCACCUCAGUAUCACAGCACCGGAGAAUAGCCCAAACACUGAUGGAAUUCAUAUUACAAGCACUCAAAACAUAAAUUUGGACCACUGUAACAUUGGCACAGGUGAUGACUGCAUAUCAAUCGUCGAUGGUGCUCAAACUGUCAAAGCAACAAAUAUCAUUUGUGGUCCAGGCCAUGGAAUCAGCAUUGGAAGUCUUGGAGCUAAAAAUUCAGAAGAUCAUGUCUCAGACGUGAUAAUUGACACGGCUAAAUUGACAAGUACAACCAAUGGGCUUCGAAUCAAGACUUGGCAGGGAGGCAGUGGCUAUGCAAAACAUAUUCGUUUUCAAAAUGUCUACAUGAAAAAUGUACAGAAUCCAAUAAUCAUAGAUCAAAAUUAUUGUGACUCCAAGGAACCAUGUCAUCAACAGAAAUCGGCGGUGCAUGUAAGUGAUGUUGUAUACAAUAAUAUCAAAGGGACAAGUGCUUCAGAUGUAGCAAUCGAUUUCGAAUGCAGUAAGAGUGUUCCUUGCCAAGGGAUUGUGUUGCAGGCCAUCAAUUUAGUUAAAGAAAACGGGGGAUCCGCAAAAAGUAUAUGCAAGAAUGUCAAUUUGACUAAAAAAGGAACUGUCAUCCCCCCUGCUUGUGCUUGAAGACAUUAUGAAAAGGGAAAUAUUUGCUAGUAAAAUUAUUGUUGAUGUUGUAUUAAAAUAAAUUAUGUGUGUUAAUCUCACAGUCUUUAUAAUAAUAAAGAAAAUUCCAGGUAUUUUCUUUUCUUUC
Molecule: messenger RNA, 1530 nt
Organism: Asparagus officinalis (garden asparagus)
Lineage: Eukaryota; Viridiplantae; Streptophyta; Magnoliopsida; Asparagales; Asparagaceae
Product: polygalacturonase-like
Exons: 9
Coding region: 69-1403 (444 amino acids)
Biological process (GO): anther dehiscence; pectin catabolic process; fruit dehiscence
Molecular function (GO): polygalacturonase activity
Source: RefSeq, a predicted model, not a curated record